GACCCAAACAUGGCGACGGAGAGCUGCGAAAAGUGCUGAAUUCUGUCUACAUUUCGACAAAAUCGCGAAGAUCGACUGCUCGGGACGUUCAUACAGCAGCCGAUGCUAAACAUGGUCCGAACCGCACUGAAAGAUCAAAAAGACAGUAAGAAGGAUAAAGUGGGCCGGAGCAUGUCUCUCACAGGUCCUGGACCAGUCAAAGUGACGGAGUCAUUCUCAUGGGAGGAGUAUUUGAAAGAAACCUCGUCUGAUCCUGCUCCUCCCGGCUGCUUCAGACAGUCUCGGAUUCCUCCCUCCAACGAGUUCAAGGUGGGGAUGAAGCUGGAGGCCCGGGACCCACGUAACUCCACCUCCACCUGCAUCGCCACGGUGAUGGGCUUGAUGGGCGCAAGGCUCCGCCUCCGUCUGGACGGCAGCGACAGCACCAACGACUUCUGGCGAUUGGUCGACUCCGCCCACAUCCAGCCAAUCGGAACCUGCGAGAAAAACGGAGACAUGCUGCAGCCGCCGCUGGGAUUCAGGAUGAACGCCUCGUCGUGGCCCAUGUUUCUCCUGAGGACCCUUAAUGGAGCAGAAAUAGCACCUGCCACGGCAUUUAAAAAGGAGCCGCUGCGGCCGCCUCAGAACGGCUUCAAGCCCGGCAUGAAGCUGGAGGCCGUGGACAAGAAGAACCCGUACCUGAUCUGUCCAGCCACCAUUGGCAAGGUGAAGGGGGAAGAGGUGUUUGUGAUGUUUGACGGCUGGAGGGGGGCGUUCGAUUACUGGUGCCACUAUGACUCCAGGGACAUCUUCCCCGUGGGCUGGUGCUCGGUCACCAAACACAGCCUGCAGCCGCCCGGAAACAGCAUCGCCGUUUCAAAGCCAGGUCCUACACCUUCCUCCUCCUUGUCCUCUUCCUCUAACCCUAAACCGCCCCGGCGCUCCAUGCCGUCUCCUUACCGGCUGCCGACUCCUCUUCCUCAACUCCCCGUGCGGAAGGGCAUUAGGGGACGGCGGCCAAAAAGCGAGACCAUCGCGCUGCUGAAAGCCCUGGCUGUUUCCACUGCAGCCCAGGAAAUAGAAGAUCAAGGAGAAGCCAUGCCCCAAACUGCGCCCAUUUCCCAGCAUCCCCUGCGUCCAUACAAGAAGAGGGGACCUAAACCGGGCAACAAGAGGAAGCCCAGACUCCUCCAGAGUGCCAUGUCUAUAGCAACUAGCUCAGACUCCAGGGUCACCAUGACUCAGAUGUCCAGCGAAGGUCUCUCUCCUCUGGGAUCCCCCUCAUCUGUGGUGUCUACUGUGUGUGUAUAUGUGAACAAACACGGAAACUGUGGCCCACAUCUGGACCGUAAACAGGUUCAGAGACUGCCAGAUCACUUCGGGCCAGAGGCGGUGAAUCUGGUUCUGCAGCAGACAGUUCAGGCCUGUCUGGACUGUGCGUACCAGCCCAAAGUGCUUCUGGGAUGCCUGCAGAGCCAAGGCGGCGGAGGAGAGGUGGUCAGAGUCCGAACAGAUGGUGGGAAGCGGCUGGUGAAGCUGCCUUCGGCGUCGAGCUCCGGGUUUGUGUUGCGCUUCCUGGAGCGAGUGUGUCGACACCUUCAGUGUGAUAAUCUGUUCAGCAGUCAACCGUUAAGUCCACACAACACCUACGACCGUGCUAAAUCAGUCAAAGAGGAGAUGUUGUCAGACGGUCCAUCUCUGAGCAGAGGUGUGAAGCGGAUCUCCAGAGACUCUCCGCCGUACUGCGCUCCUCUCUCCCCGAAGCUCCUGCACACAGACACACACCCGUCAGAAGCGGAGACUCUUCCUCCAGAGCAGAAUGGAUUACUGAAGGAGCAGCGCUACAUGGACUCCGCCUCUAAUUCCAUGACGCCCCGCCCACAGACCUUGAGAAGCACCUCAGAGUACCAAUCACCACCCAGCAGCCCGUAUUACCAUGGCAACGGCCCGCCUCUACGCAGACAGGCCUCCAACCCCGUCACACAGACACACAGACGAGUGGAGGCCGCCAGCUCCACCACCGGUCCUGAGACACCAGCCGACCUUCCCAGAAUCCCCGGCAGGAGCCCGUCUUCCUGGUCCAUAGAGGAAGUGAUGCAGUUUGUGCGGGACGCGGACCCAACAGCGCUGGCUCCACAUGCAGAGCUCUUCAGAAAACACGAGAUCGACGGGAAAGCUCUGAUGUUACUGAGGAGCGACAUGGUGAUGAAGUACAUGGGUCUGAAGCUGGGACCGGCGCUCAAACUCUGCCACCACAUCGAGAGACUCAAGCAGAGCAAGCAGUGAAGCAGCACACGGACAGAACACGCUGCUGGGAAACAUUAACACACACACCUGGACGCUCAUCUGCAGCCAGAGCACACUGUGAGGAACAUUAGUGCUGUUCUCUGGGAACGACCGGUGCGUUGGGGAUGCCAUCUCGUCUCCCCAAAGACGCAGACGCUUUACGGGCCGAUCAUCUCACCGAUAGUGCUGGUGUUUGAGUCUGGCGUUGGCUAUUUAUCGCUCUACCUCCCUGUGACGUCAUACAGCUGUUUCUGGAAUCACUUACAGCCACAUGAAAACGUUUCAUUCGUGUAUUUUAGUUCAAACAAAACACGUCAUGUUUCGUAACCCUAAAGGAAAAGUUCGGCCAGUCGUCAUUAUUUACAGUCCAAACCCGUGCUUCUUUGUUUUUUUCCGUCGAACACAAAAAGAGACGUUUUGUAGAAUGUUCACGCUGCUCGUUUUCAUGCAGUUCUGCUACAUUGGUGGAAUCAUUUUUGACCAGACAGACGCUUUAAACUGUUUGUUUUCAUUUGGUUGGAGAUUUAAGUUGUUCACUGGUAAAAAAAUUACUUUAAUGUUUGGAAGAUUACGUCAAAAUAAUAUUAAUAGCAUAGUUUGGAACCAAUAGAUUUAAGUAAAUCGCAUCAGAACGAUAAAAAAAUUCAGGCCUAAAAUUGGCAUUUAUGUAUUUGAAUUGUACAUCAAAUUUUCAUCCUUUUGGAUUACACAGUUUUAAUAUUAAUGUAAUAGUAAACAUAAUGCAAUUUAUAUUUGUCAAGUCAUGCAUGAAUUAAAAAAACGGAACAGAUUUUUGCCGUCAAAAUCAUGGCAUGGUUAUAUUUGAAAAUUUAAAUAUUUUCAAAAUCCAUUUAUUCAAACCGCUUAGAAUCAGCAUAAACUGUUAAUUGUGAAAACAGUUACAUUUAUUCCGUUUAAAAGUAUAAACAAGGUUAAAUGUGACGAGUGGAACAAGCAAUACUUGAUUAGUUAAAAUGUAUGAGAUCAAAAUUACACAUAUAUGUGACCCUGGAG
Carassius carassius (crucian carp) is the source of this 3279-nucleotide messenger RNA. Its product is annotated as polycomb protein SCMH1-like. Lineage: Eukaryota; Metazoa; Chordata; Actinopteri; Cypriniformes; Cyprinidae. Gene Ontology annotation, cellular component: nucleus. The transcript has 15 exons. The coding region runs from base 103 to 2265 and encodes 720 amino acids. The record is from RefSeq and is a predicted model, not a curated record. Gene Ontology annotation, molecular function: protein binding. Gene Ontology annotation, biological process: regulation of DNA-templated transcription.